This is a messenger RNA of Rhagoletis zephyria (snowberry fruit fly), 1207 nucleotides long. RefSeq lists its product as uncharacterized. The record is from RefSeq and is a predicted model, not a curated record. Lineage: Eukaryota; Metazoa; Arthropoda; Insecta; Diptera; Tephritidae.
CGAGUGCGAAAGUAGCGUGGCCCUCCAUGGACAAAACUUAUUUAAGUAAAAUGCGCAAAUAAAAUUUCUUUGAUAUUCAAAUAUUUAAUAGUGAGUGCUCGAUUUUUCAACUGGCCUAUGAUUGGAAUCCAAUUAAUAUUCGUAGAAUGUGCGUGUGUACUUUAAAAAGACGUCUACGAGUUAUAUUCGCUGUUGCUGUUCUCCAUGUGCUAUGCCUAAAAGCACACUACAGCAAUGCAGCUGACUUAUCGAAUCGAAGCUUGGCUUACGCCAAAGCACAAGCAAUAAAGAAAACGGGUGGCAGCCCAGCUACAAGCUCUUACUUUCAACGCGAUCCAUUUGGCCCAAACACCUAUGCUUUUGGCUUUGAAGUGAAUGACAACCGCACGGGAAAUGUACAAUUCCGCGAUGAAAGACGCUACGUAAAUGGCACCGUGGAAGGCUCCUUCGGACAUGUGCGACCAGAUGGCCGCGUUAUUGUCACCCACUUUCUGUCGGACAGUGAGCGAGGCUUUCUGCAUGACACACGCACCUUUGAGGCAGCUGAUCACCGGAAAUGGCAAACUCAUUGGCCAACCAAACGACCAAGUAUACAUACGCAACAUCCUCCGGAUAUGCCAACGGGAGAUGUAGUUUACGAUAAAGAUCUGCAUUUGAAUGUGACGAAUAGUAAAACGCCCGAAAAGACAGCAAACGCAAUCAAAGAUCAGCAUGGCAUAGAUGUGAAUGCGACUGGAAGUGCGACCGGAGAUAUUAUGCAUACCGCCGUACAAGAUAUUAUCGACGGCAAGGUACCACUGCAUACAGUACCAGGCAAAACAGAAUCUCAUGUCGGUUUUGAGACGGUUAAUGAUUUUCUGCCCACCGACUUCCCUAUUGUUCCUUUCCAAUUGCCGCCAAUGUUGGACCAUACAACUGAAAAAUCGGAGGUCAAAGCUUCGCAGGACAAGUAUAAUAAGGCAAAAGCAAAUAAUGCGGAAAAAGCUAUGAAUACAGAAAUGCUCAAAAGUAGCGUUAAAGUGGCAAAUGGUACCCAGGCGUCGAAAUCCAAUGCUGCUGUUGUGAAAAUUAAAUCGGAAAACGUGAAGCCAUUACCGUUAACGGAAGUUACAAAAGAUGCAGCAAAUGGCAAUGAUGCGUGGUAUCAGCAACUGAUCGACGAGACAAGAAAUCAGUUUUUGAAUAAUUUCGAUUGAAUUAAUUAGGA